Molecule: messenger RNA, 1658 nt
Organism: Solanum tuberosum (potato)
Lineage: Eukaryota; Viridiplantae; Streptophyta; Magnoliopsida; Solanales; Solanaceae
Product: pumilio homolog 12-like
Exons: 5
Coding region: 1-1590 (529 amino acids)
Biological process (GO): post-transcriptional regulation of gene expression
Cellular component (GO): cytoplasm
Molecular function (GO): mRNA binding
Source: RefSeq, a predicted model, not a curated record
AUGGAUAAACGUUCGCCGGAAAACAACUCCGGCUACCAACUUCACCGGAAUGGGUUUCAAGAAUUUCAUCCUCGUAGCCUCACAAACAGUGGUCCUCCUCUUGAAUCUUUGUUUGGUAAUCUAAGGCUUGAUGAUGAACAGGUUCCUCUCCCGUCGUUUGGUGUUCCUCCUCCGGUGAAUUCUACGGCGGAUGGUUUGUAUGAUGAUGAAAUUUUAACAGGGUUUAGAGCUCAAGAAAGGCUCAACAAUGGUGCUGACUUGCAGGGUUUAAUCCGGGCCCAGAAUGCAAUUAAUGGGGCCCACCAGAAUCUGACUGUGGGCCCGAACCUUCUGAAUCAACCUCAACCUCUAUCUGCUGGUGGACUUCGAUCACAGCCAUGGUACUAUGCAGAACCAUCAUCACCAUUUAUUGACAAUGACUACUUGAGACUUAACUAUGAACUUAAUGGUUACUCUCUUGGUCUUGGGGGUGGUGCUUUCUUGCCGAACACGGCACCAUUGAUGAAUAGGGAACUCAUUAACCAGUUCCCUUAUAUGUCUUAUAGAUAUUCGAACGGUUUUAUGCCAAACAAUUUUAGAAUUGGGUCACCCAUUUCGAAGUAUAACCAAAUUGGUUGUGAAUUGAGAGGAAAAAUGGUUGCUUUGGCUAAGGAUCAACAAGGAAGCAAAUUGCUUCAGUCUAAGCUUGACAAAGGGAAUAAGGAAGAAAUUGGAGGUAUUCUUAGCGAAUUGAUUGGGUGUGUUAGUGAUUUGAUGAAGAAUCAGUCUGGAAGUUAUGUUAUUCAGAAACUUUUUGCUGUAUGUAACGAGGAACAGAGGACCUCUAUUAUUCAAGCAAUAACAAGAAAUACCCACCAGUUUAUUGGUAUCUGUUUCAGCCAACAUGGGGCUCGAGCAAUGCAGAAAUUGUUGGACAAUAUUCUUACCCCACAUCAAAUAUACACGAUUUUAUCUGCUAUAGCUCCUGUUGCUGUUGCAUUGGCUAAUGAUCAAAGUGGUCAGCACGUGAUACAAUUUUGUGUGAAGACAUACCCUCCUGAGUAUAUAAGGGGGUGGAACAAGGUAGAACCAAGUGGUGGUUCAUUGGAACCCGUGAAAAAUUCGUUUUUGCCUGAAACAAGUAUCUCACAAGUUAACUGCAUAUUGCAGCCUCUUCUCUAUGAAAUUGCAAAUAACUGCUUUGCAAUUGCUACCCAAAAAAGUGGGUGCUGUGUGAUACAGUCAUGCGUAGAAUCUGCUGGUGGAGAACUUAGAGAUUGCAUAAUUGCUGAGAUAUUGACAAAUGCAGUGCAGCUAUCAGAAGAUCAAUAUGGCAACUAUGUGGUGCAACAUCUUGUGGGACUGAAGUUACCAAGAGUUACAGAUAUUUUAAUUGAUAGGCUUCAAGGAAACUUUCUGACUCUCUCAUGCAAUAAGUACGCUAGUAAUGUUGUUGAGAAAAUUAUCCUCGAUUCAGGAGAAGAGCACUCCACGAGAAUUAUCACGGAGCUGCUCAGUAAUCCAAGUGGUUCAAUGCUACUGAUGGACCCUUAUGGUAACUUUGUCAUCCAGUCAUCACUGCAAAGAGCAAAGGUAAGUUUAGUUCACUAAAUUCCUUGGUCUAUGAGCCUGCUUAUAUCGUAUAAGAAACAAAAUGAGCCAUCUGGAGCUGCUAAUUU